CUCCUUCAGCCGAGAGGCUCCUUCCCGGGGCAACAAGGGCGACCGCGAGGACAGGUAAAGCGAAGGGAGCCACAGAGUACGCGUGGGCCUGAAACCCUUGCCGUCUUCUCAAUGAUGCUUCUAGGUGUCGCUUCCCCUCAAAAGAGAUAGUUUUCACCUGGGUAGACUCUGCUCUGAGAAGUGAGCAACGCGCCUGCGCGAAAGAGCCAACAUGGCUGCCUUCGACGCUUGCGCAUGAGAGCCUAGGCGGUGGCAGGCAGCGCCUGCGCACCAAGGCAAGGCAGCGGCUUGCGCCUGCGCGGCGCGGCGCUGCGGAAACCGUUGGCUUAUUUGCAUCUCCCCGCCUCGCCUGGCGGUGGAUAAGGAGUCUGAGGAGGCGGUAGCGGCGGCGGGGGCGGCACCGCGCGCAGCAGGCUCUGGGAAAGAGAAACAUGGCAGCAAGGCGGAUGGCGCAGGAGUCUUUGGACAGCGUAUUACAGGAGAAAUCUAAACGGUACGGGGAUUCUGAAGCUGUUGGUGAAGCUCUCCAUCUUAAAGCUCAAGAUCUCUUAAGGACGGGCUCAAGAGCCAGAACAGAUGUCUAUGAGGACAUUCAUGGUGAUAGCAGGUACUCUGCCAGCGGAUCUGGAGUAUACUCACUAGACUUGGGAAGAGAGGGUCUAAGAAGUGACAUGUUUGUGGGACCCUCCUUCAGAUCUAGCAACCAGUCGGUUGGUGAGGACAGCUAUCUUCGCAAAGAAUGUGGCCGGGAUCUGGAACAAGCCCAUACUGACUCCCGGGACCAGAGUUUUAGCCAGCGGAACCUGGGACCUUUUCCUUCUCAGGACUGGAAGCUUGCGCUCCGUGGCUCUUGGGAACAAGACUUGGGUCACUCAGUUUCUCAAGAGUCUUCCUGGUCACAGGAAUAUGGUUUUGGGCCCUCGUUGUUAGGAGACUUGGCCUCCUCCAGGCGGAUGGAGAAGGAAAGUCGGGAUUAUGAUCUGGACCAUCCUGGGGAGGUGGACUCUGUGUCUAGAAGCAGUGGGCAAGUCCUGGCCAGAGGCCGGUCUUUAAACAUGGCUGACCAGGAAGGCACCCUACUAGGAAAGGGGGACACUCAGGGUCUGCUUGGAGCAAAGGGUGUUGGGAAGCUUAUCACACUGAAAGGAAUGACCACGAAGAAAAUACCUGUUGUCAGUCAUAUUACUUCCAAACCUCAGGGCACUAACCAAAUCCAGAAAGCCACCCCAAGUCCUGAUGUGACCCUUGGGACAAAUCCAGUGCUGGAUGAAAUCCAGUUCGCUGCUCUGAAGAUUCCCUUGGGGCUGGACCUUAGGACCCUCGGCUUCCCCAAAAGAAAGAUGGGUUUUGAUGCCAUAGACAAGGCAGAUGUGUUCUCAAGGUUUGGCAUAGAGAUCAUCAAGUGGGCAGGAUUCCACACUAUCAAGGAUGACCUCAAGUUUUCCCAGCUCUUCCAGACUCUGUUUGAACUGGAAACUGAGACCUGUGCCAAGAUGCUAGCCUCCUUCAAAUGUUCCUUGAAGCCGGAGCACAGAGAUUUCUGCUUUUUUACCAUCAAGUUUCUAAAGCACUCUGCUUUGAAAACCCCUCGAGUUGAUAAUGAGUUUUUAAACAUGCUUUUAGACAAAGGUGCUGUGAAGACCAAAAACUGCUUUUUUGAGAUCAUCAAGCCCUUCGACAAGUACAUCAUGCGGCUCCAGGACCGACUGCUGAAGGGCGUUACGCCUUUACUCAUGGCCUGUAAUGCCUAUGAGCUGAGUGUCAAGAUGAAGACCCUCACUAGCCCACUGGACCUGGCUGUGGCCCUGGAGACCACCAACUCUCUUUGCAGGAAGUCCCUGGCACUCUUAGGCCAGACCUUCUCCUUGGCUUCUUCCUUCCGGCAGGAGAAGAUCCUAGAGGCUGUGGGCCUCCAAGACAUUGCCCCAUCUCCAGCUUACUUCCCAAAUUUUGAGGACUCCACUUUGUUCGGAAGGGAGUACAUAGACCACCUGAAGGCCUGGCUCAUGGCCAGUGGCUAUCCCCUCCAGGUCAAGAGGGCUGUGCCCCCAGAGCCCCGAGAACAGAAAACCACAGCUCAGACCUGGGCUGCAAGCACACUGAGCCAAGCAGUUCCCCAGCGGGCGGAUCACAGGGUGGUGGACACCAUUGACCAGCUUGUCAUGCGUGUCAUCCAAGGAAGGCUAUCUCCCAGAGAGAGAACACUUCUCCUGCAGGACCCUGCUUACUGGUUUCUGUCUGAUGAAAGCAGCCUGGAGUAUAAGUACUAUAAGCUGAAGCUGGCAGAGUCACAGCGACUGAACCACAGCUGGCCCAUCGUGGAGCGGAGGCCAACACCAGCACAGUGUGCGGUGCGUGCCAUGCUGUAUGCACAAGCUGUGCGGAGCCUCAAGCGCAGACUCCUCCCAUGGCAGCGCAGGCGGCUGCUUCGCUCCCAGGGUCCUCGAGGCCUUAAGGCCAAGAAGGCCACCAUCGCCCAGCAGACAUCCCUGUCCUCAGGCACUCGGCAGAAACACCAUGGCCGCCAGGCUUCUGGCUCCUUGAGGGUGAAGCCACCACCACGGGAUUCAAGUGAUGCUGCCCAGGACUGCCUACCAGAGCCUGCCAAACCUCGUCCUCAGCCCUCCAGCCCUGGAGCCUUGGGCCCGUCUCCUCGGCCAACAGCAGGAGAUGACUCGGAAGCCCUGCCAGCUUCUUCUCGAUGCCCCUCUGCUAAUAUGGAUGCAAAGACCAUGGAGACUGCUGAGAAGCUGGCCAGAUUUGUGGCUCAGGUCGGCCCUGAAAUUGAGCAGUUCAGCAUAGAGAACAGCACUGACAACCCUGACCUGUGGUUCCUGCAUGACCAGAGCAGUACAGCUUUCAAGUUCUACCGAGAGAAGGUGCUGGAACUGUGCCCAUCUAUCUCCUUCCAGUCCACUGGUGAGGCGGAGUACUCAGUACAGAGCCCCACAUCCGGCAAAGAGGGUAAGGGUGAGCCACAGGAGGGACACCCUGAGCAGGAGGCUGCACUGGAAGACCCCGAGGUACUGCCUGAGGAGGAAGAGGAAGAUGAGGAGGAGAGUGAGGAGGACGAGGGCGGAGAGGAGACCUGCACUCUGAGGCCACAGGCAGAAGAUGCCAAAUGUCCAGGCUCCGAGGGCAGUUCUCCUACUGACAGCAUCCCCGGAGAGGGCUCAAAGGAGGACCAGGCCGGCACCCCUGGCCUGUCACAGUCCUCCUCUGGCAGCUGCUUCCCCAGGAAGAGAAUCAGCAGCAAGUCGCUGAAAGUUGGCAUGAUCCCUGCCCCAAAGAGAGUAUGUCUCAUCCAGGAGUCAAAGGUCCACGAACCAGUUCGAAUUGCCUAUGACAGGCCGCGGGGUCGUCCUAUAGCCAAAAAGAAGAAACCCAAGGACCUGGAGUUUUCCCAGCAGAAACUGACAGACAAGAACGUGGGCUUCCAGAUGCUGCAGAAGAUGGGCUGGAAGGAAGGCCACGGCCUGGGCUCCCUCGGCAAAGGCAUCCGAGAGCCCGUCAGCGUGGGGACUCUCUCAGAAGGAGAGGGCCUGGGAGCUGAUGGGCCUGAGCAGAAAGAAGACACCUUUGACGUCUUCCGCCAGCGCAUGAUGCAGAUGUACAGACACAAGCGGGCCAGCAAAUAGAUCAGAGCCACUGGCGACAGAGAUAAGCCUCGAAGCAGCCUUGCCCUUCCCGUCACCCUGCCCCGGACGCCUGCAGCCUGAGCCUCGGUGUGUACUCGGCCAGCUCCACAUCCCUAGGUCAGGUUCCACCAGGCCUUGCCACUCUGCACAGUGCAGCGGCCACUCAGGCACCCUUGUCUGUCCUGCUUCUGACUCUGUCCUCUGUCCUUCAUCUUAUUCCUCUUUGUAGGGUGGGUCCUCAGCCUUGUUACCCAGGGCUUAGCCCCACUGUAAGUUCUCCACACAGCCCUGCCCUGCCUCCCAAGGCCCUGUGCUGCUGUCUUCAGAGCUUAUCUGGAAACAGACAGGCUCCAGUGGAGAGGGAGCACUGUGGAUUCUUGCUUUUGAGCAGUGAUGUCUCAGCUCCUUCAGAAUUCUGAGAGCUUUGCAGGCUGAGGCAGGGGGAUCUAGGGCAAGUUAAAGUCCUGCCUGGCUGUGUAGCAGGACCCUGUCUUGAGAGACUUCUCAAAAAUCUUAGCCCCAAUUUAAUAUAGUUGAGGCUUAUAAUACGCCUGUUUCAGUCUCUGGGAAAAUCCCAGUCCUUGCCCCUCCAGCCUCCCUCCAUACUGUUGCUCCUGCAGGCCAGUGCUGUGGUGCUGCAGCACAGUGUCCAUGUACAGUGUCAGUCUGAAGCCUCUGGAAGGACAGCGCGGCCCAGCUGCAAUGGAUGUCUGCUUUAGCCCAACUCCAUUUAUGCCUGCCGCCCCUGUUUGGUACAGAUACUCUCACUGUGUCCCAGCCUCCCUGCCACAGUGCUGGGCAUUUGAAAUCAGUCUUUGGAAAUCUAGAAAGGCUGAUGUCAGGUCUGGGGACAUGGUGGUCAGGUGUCAACCAUGAGCACAGCUGGAGGAUCUUGCUGUAGUGAUAUUCAACUCUCCCAGGCGGUGCGCUUAGCUCUGCCUUCUGUUCCCCAGUGUGCCCUCUUCACAGCUGCUGCAGCUCACGCCUACCUCACUCUCUUCUGUUGUCUUGGCAACUCACAGGUCUUUGUAGCUGUGGAGAUGCUGUAGUGCCAAAGGGUCUGACCCUUGGACACUGUAAUCUGCAGGGUGGGAGAUGACGGCAGGUCAGGGACCCCGAGCUGCAGCUUCAUCUUCAGGUCUUUUCUUUCACUCUCUAGCAGCUUCCAUGUUGGCUGUGGUGGGCUCUUAGGAGGAGUUCCUGUCCGUAAGUGGAGCACACAUACCUGGGCGUGCCUCUCGCUCCAUAUCUCCAGCUUCUCUCCAGACGUCUGCAUUUGUACUGGUGCACUGGGUCUUCAAGAUGAUUGAGGAAUUGUGGGUAGAUGGCCCUGGUACAAGUCUCUGUCACUCUGAGAGCUGAGACUGUCAAGCUUUCCCCCAAGUUGAGAGUGGCAUUCUUGGGCGCUCUUCUGGAGACAGGGUGAAUGGUGGGGAGAGAGAGCACAUACCUCAUACCCUCAGUGUGAGUUGGUGUGACCCUCCUCACACACACCCUGCCAUCCUUGCCCUCCUGGGGCACCUUGCUCUCCAGCCAAGUUGCCCUGGGGACAGGGCUGUGGAAGACACCUGAUGCAUACUCGUGUGAUGACCUUGUCCCUGUCACAGUGUUUGUCCUGUCAUUCUAGUUCCAGGGUCACGUUCACAAGGACCAUGGAUUCCAAAAGUUGUGCUGGCCUGGCCUGCCCUGGCUCCGGUGUGUUCCUCUUCCUGGAUGUGCGUCGUGCAAGUUGAUUCUGUACCUGGUAAAACCUAGAACACACUUGUGUUGUCACCACUUGGACGUAGUUGUGUUUGUAAGGAUCUAAGAAGUCAUGGUGUUGUCGGUGUUGAGUGCUUGGAAUAAAUGAAGAGCAGACCCGCU
Messenger RNA from Grammomys surdaster, 5501 nucleotides. It is a transcript of the gene Sugp2, whose product is annotated as SURP and G-patch domain containing 2. The transcript is spliced from 11 exons. Bases 432 to 3638 code for a protein of 1068 amino acids. Gene Ontology annotation, cellular component: nucleoplasm. Gene Ontology annotation, molecular function: RNA binding. The record is from RefSeq and is a predicted model, not a curated record. Gene Ontology annotation, biological process: RNA processing. NCBI's taxonomy places the organism in Eukaryota, Metazoa, Chordata, Mammalia, Rodentia, Muridae.